AUGAAUUAUACCGAGUCCAGCCCAUUGACAGAAUCAACUGCAAUAGAUUUUACACCUGAGUUAGAAAGUAUCAUACCUGUGCCUUCCAAUGAGACCACAUGUCAAAACUGGAGAGAGAUACAUCACCUAGUUUUUCAUGUAGCAAAUAUUUUUUUCACAAUUGGGUUGGUUAUUCCAACUACUCUUCACCUUCAUAUGAUACUCCUUAGGGGAAUGUUAACUAUAGGAUGCACCCUUUAUAUUGUCUGGGCCACUCUCUACCGAUGUGCCUUGGAUAUCAUGAUCUGGAACUCUGUGUUCCUGGGUGUCAACAUUUUGCAUCUGUCAUAUCUUUUGUACAAGAAAAGACCGGUAAAGAUUGAGAAGGAGCUCAGUGGCAUCUACCGCCGAUUGUUUGAACCACUCCGUGUGCCUCCAGAUCUGUUCAAAAGAUUAACCGGCCAGUUUUGUAUGAUCCAAACCUUAAAAAAGGGCCAGACGUAUGCUGCAGAGGAUAAAACCUCAGUUGACGACCGUCUGAGUAUCCUCCUGAAGGGGAAAAUGAAGGUUUCCUAUCGAGGACAUUUUCUGCAUAACAUUUACCCCUGUGCCUUUAUAGAUUCUCCUGAAUUUAGAUCAACUCAGAUGCACAAAGGUGAAAAAUUCCAGGUCACCAUCAUUGCAGAUGAUAACUGCAGAUUUUUAUGCUGGUCAAGAGAAAGAUUAACUUACUUUCUGGAAUCAGAACCAUUUCUAUAUGAAAUAUUCAGGUAUCUUAUAGGAAAAGACAUUACAAAUAAGCUCUACUCAUUGAAUGAUCCCACCUUAAAUGAUAAAAAGGCCAAAAAGUUGGAACACCAGCUCAGCCUGUGCACACAGAUCUCCAUGCUGGAAAUGAGGAACAGUAUCGCCAGCUCCAGUGACAGUGAUGAUGGUUUACACCAGUUUCUUCGGGGCACCUCCAGCAUGUCCUCUCUCCAUGUGCCGUCCCCACACCAGCGGGGCUCCACCAAGAUGAAACCAAUCGAAGAAGGGGUGGAAGAUGACGACGAGGUCUUUGAGCCCGUGUCUCCAAAUGCACUGAAAGUCCAUCAGUUGCCUUGA
This is a messenger RNA of Neomonachus schauinslandi (Hawaiian monk seal), 1083 nucleotides long. It is a transcript of the gene POPDC1, whose product is annotated as blood vessel epicardial substance. Gene Ontology annotation, cellular component: sarcolemma. The record is from RefSeq and is a predicted model, not a curated record. Gene Ontology annotation, molecular function: cAMP binding. NCBI's taxonomy places the organism in Eukaryota, Metazoa, Chordata, Mammalia, Carnivora, Phocidae. Bases 1 to 1083 code for a protein of 360 amino acids. The transcript has 7 exons.